Molecule: messenger RNA, 4744 nt
Organism: Camellia sinensis
Lineage: Eukaryota; Viridiplantae; Streptophyta; Magnoliopsida; Ericales; Theaceae
Biological process (GO): cortical microtubule organization
Cellular component (GO): cortical microtubule
Source: RefSeq, a predicted model, not a curated record
AAAAAAAAAGAAAAGGAAAUAUCGCAGAACAGAGAGAGAGAGGAACGAGAGCUUGCUGAGAAGAAAAAGAAGCAAAAACCCAGAAACCAAACCCCCAAAAGGUCAGUUUGCUGAUACUCUGAUACUGUUCCUGCUUUCCAUUUCACUUUCUCUCUCUACAAUCAAUCUCAUGGGAGAGAGAGAGGGAGAGAGUAAAUGCUCUUCAACGACUUUCACAUUUCGAUCCACCGACGAUCUCUUUGUUUCCAAUCUACAGGAAAAAAAACACUCAAUUUUAAUGCAAGCUAGAUCCGACUCUGAUUCACCUCUCGACUCGUUAAUUCACUGCCCAAGCUUUGUUCAAUCUUCAGUUUCAGUGUGAUUUUAUAGCUCAAUCGCUUGCAACGAGCUCUUGAGUUACGUGUUUUGAAACUGUUUCUUUUCUUUUCUUUUCUUUUUUUACAUCAACAACUGUGAAUUUGUUGAAAUGGCAGUUCUUUGCUUGUAAUUUGGUCUCUGGAGAGUGCUCUGCAGUAUGGAAGUGUUCAAUUAGGGUUUGUUUUGGUGUGACUAUCUGAGAAAUCUAGGGUUCGUGAAAGUUGUUUGAUUGAUGUGUAGAUAUGGUUGUUAUGGCUUUGCAUUUCAAGCGGCACUGGAAUUUCAGUUAUUAUGAUGAUUUUUGACUUUGUUGAGUGAGUUUCGAGCCAAUUUAAGUGCAAGAUAAAUUUUUUAUGGAAAUGGAAGUGAAGUUGAUUGCGUUUGAGUUCAUUUUGACACUCAUAAUGAUAGCAAUUGGGACUUGAGUUUGGUUCUGGUUAUCGAUUAGGAGGGUUUAGUGAGGUUUUCCAUUUGGGUUUUAUGAAAGGUUUGGAGUGUUAGUUAUUGUGCAGUGAAAUAGGGAGGUGGAGAUGCCUCCUUCUCCAGCAAUGAGGUGUUCCCCUGGGAGGGAGAUCAGAGGGGAUAAUCACAGAAGAGGGCGCAGUCUUGAGGGCGGGAUGCUCCUCAGGGAGAAAGAUGACGAUCUUGCUCUGUUCAAUGAGAUGGAGACCAGAGAAAGAGACAGUUUCUUGCUUCAAUCAAACGAAGAUUUUGAAGAUACAUUCUCCACGAAAUUGAGAUACUUGUCAGAUUACAAGCUUGGAAUUUCCAUUCCUGCACGAGGCGAGAGUAGUGACCUGCUUAAUGCGGAUGGGGAGAAGAAUGACUAUGAUUGGUUAUUAACUCCUCCCGACACCCCUCUCUUCCGUUCUUUGGAUGAUGAGACACCUCCAGUUACACUUCCACAGAGGGGAAGAGCUCGAAGUCAACCCAUCACAAUCUCAAGGUCAUCCACGAUGGAGAAGAGUCACAGAAGUAGUAGAGGUAGUGCAAGUCCAAAUCGCUUAAGCCCAUCUCCUCGGUCUGGGAAUAGCACUUUUCAAACGAGGGGAAGGCCAUCUUCGGCACCACAUUAUAGUCAAACUCCUAGCUUACGCCAUGCUACCCCAGUGCGGAGACCAUCUCCCCCAACGAGUAAACCAUCAUCACCUGCUCCAAGGUCUUCAACACCAACUCAUCGGAAAAUGAGCCCAGGAUCUAGUAGUACCGUGUCCUCAUAUGGGGUAAGGGGUACCUCCCCUCUGAAGACAAGUCGAGGUAACUCAGCAUCACCAAAAAUAAGGGCAUGGCAAACAAAUAUUCCAGGUUUUUCCUUGGAUGCACCUCCUAAUCUACGUACUUCAUUGGCUGAUCGACCUGCAUCAUAUGUGAGGGGUUCCUCACCAGCAUCCAGAAAUGGCAGGGAUUCAUCCUCCAGAUCUGGAAGGCAGUCGAUGUCUCCAACUGCUUCUAGAAGCAUCAGUUCAUCGCAUAGUCAUGAUCGGGACCGAUUUAGCUCCCACAGUAAAGCUUCUGUUGCAUCAUCUGGUGAUGAUGAUGUUGACUCUCCACAAUCUGUUCCUAUGAGUAGCUCAGACCGCUCAGCUUCGAGGAGAAUUGGUGCAUUUCCAAGUAAUAAAGCUCCAGCAUUUUCCAAGAAGCCAACUAAAACAAUGCUAUCGAGUUCUGCUCCAAAAAGAUCCUUUGACUCAGCACUUCGACAAAUGGAUCAUCGGAAAAGACCUCAGGAUAUGUUCAGGCCACUCUUAUCUAGUGUGCCCAGUUCCACCUUUUAUGUUGGAAAAGCAAGUGCUGCACAUCGUGCCAUGAUAUCCAGGAACUCCUCUGUCACAACUAGCAGUAACGCAAGUUCUGAUCAAGGUACAAGUGGUGCACAUGAUACUGAAGAAAGUGACCAUAACCAGGAUGAUAUGGCUAGUGAAUGUGGAAAGUCACCAUAUCCUGAUGUUCAGGAUGAUGUAUUUGGUUUUGAGAAGGCAGAUGCUGUAACUGAAGAUGUCAGUCAUGUUUUUCAUGAUGGGUCACCUGAUGUCCAGCGCAAUGAAUUUAGUGGAGAUGCUAAAGAUGAUUCUCUACUCGGUGACUCCAGAAACUUCGACUACCAUAGCACUGCUAUGGAAAUCACGGAAGCUUCUGAAGGUUUGGAGGUGAAGGGUAAUUUUUCAGAAGGUUAUAGUAUUGAAGAUAUGGCAGUCUGUUCUAGAUGUUGUCGUGGGUAUCAUGCCAUUGAAUUAACAGAGGGAGACUUGAAACUUUGUCCUGACUGCAGGAGUUCAGACAAACCUUUGACUGUCACUACUCCAGCUCCAACCAUAAUAGUUUCUGAGAAUUUCCCAAGUCCUUCUAUGGAGAUUUCAGUUGAACAUAAGUCAUUUGAUGCAAUGGAUCCGGUGACUGCUGUAUCUGAAUCUUCAGAAGUGAAUAAUGCGGCUGAAACAAGGGCUGCUCAACAUGAGGAGCAUGUUCAGGAAAGCCAGACUUCCUUUGCCGAACUGAGCCUGAAUUUAUUAUCCGAAAAUUCUCUUACACAGACACUGUCAGAGGAAGAAAUGAGGAGGUUAGAAAACCAGCAAGUGAUGGACCAACCGACUGUAGGCUAUAACCCAUCUGAUGGUGACAAUGGGGCUCAGCAAAUGCAGCACUUAAGUGACUAUCCAAAUUUAAAGCUUCAUGUUUCAGAAGGCACAGGCAUUUCCAUACUGCUGAAGAGGUCAAGCAGCAGUAAGGGGCCUGUUGUCCAAGGCAGGACUUUUACUGCCACUAGCAUUCCAUAUGAUGAUCUAUCCUAUGUGAGAGACAGUGCAACUAGUAUGAGAAGCUCCCUUGGACUGGGCAGCGUCUCUGCAUCAUCCUCUGUGGAUUUAGGCUCAGCUAGGCAAACAGAGACUCGUGUUCGUCGGCAGUUAAGUGGCAAGAAAUCUGACAUUGAAACGUACAGGUAUGACAUAAACACAAAGCACCAACGCACAGGGUCAUCUUUGUCUGGAACUCCAAGUCAUGCUUUCCAAGGUUUGGGUCUUGCAACGAGCAUGAAUGAAGAAAAUAUGGAGGUUGCUGUUGCCCGUGUCGAAAAUGAGGCUGUAGGUGUAACAAAUGGCACUACUAAAGAACAGUUGCUGGUUUCAGAAAGUGCAGGAGUAGAUGAUACAUGCACUGAAGUUGAAUGCAGCAAUCACCGUGGAACAAUGAUUGCUUCUACCUCAGAAUUGUCAACACAAACCCUAAACAACCAUUUAGGAGACAGUUCAGUUGCUUUGUUUUCAAGUGUUGAAGAUUCUAUUUCAUAUGGGAAUGGUGAAGGCUUCCAAAAUGGCGCGAGGAGCAUCUCGGAUCAAGGAGCAUCGGCUGCGACUCCAGAACCUUCUACAGUAGAGGAAGAUACCAUGCCAAAUUCUAUUGUUGAUAGGGUGGAUGUUGCAGAUGUUCUCACUCAGAGCUCAUUGGAUACAAUAUCGGAAAUAGAAAUUGAAAAUGACGAACUGGGUUCGCCUGGUUCUCAGUCUGAUGUCGUUUCCACAAAUUCAAAGAGCUCCAUGGAUGAGUUACUGGAGCCUUUUGUUGCUACCACAUCUGAUAAGGAUAUAACAACUUCAGUUGCAGAGCUUGACACCUUGGAUCAUCCACAUGGCAUCCUUGAUGAAUCAACUAUAACAGCCAAGGGCCAUGGUGGCACCAACACAAGAAACCUGACAUUGGAAGAACCAAGUGAUACAAUACUCAUCUGCAGCUCUAUCAUUCAUGAUCUGGCCAACGAGGCUGCAACCAUAGCAAUGGAAAAGGAAAACUCCCUCCCAUUGGAGGGCUCACACCCAAUGGUCACCAUAUUAGGAAAUUCCAAUUCCGAUAUAAAGGCUCCACGUGGCAGAACUGCCGGCAAACGCACUUCAAAGUCCCGAAAAGCAAAGCAGAGGCGUGUGGAAACCGACGCAAAACCUGCCCCUUUUGUUGACAAUGAUGAGAAGGUAGAUGUAUCUACUAUGUGCAUUGUCGGGGCUCCCAAUAAGAGUGAUAGUAUGAAGCCUGAAAAGCUUGAGUCCAAGUGCAAUUGCACGGUAAUGUGAAAAUCUCCAUGUCUGCCAUCGCUCGGUGCUUGUUUUAUUUAUUUUUUAAAAUAUUUGGGGAAUGUUUGGGUGAUUGCCAAUUGGUUUUUGAUUGGUUCAAAAUUUAUUUUGUAAGAAGCAUAACUGUCUUAUUGGUGACACGAUGAUCAUUGUAAAGUGUUCUAAUUUUUAUUAGGCUGAUAAAUAGUGAGAGAGGGCAUUGGAGGUUCAUUGCCUAUUCUUGUUAGUGUUUUGUGUUCAAUUUCUAGUCCUCCAUUAGAGAGAAGUGUGAAUUCUUUUUAUUCUGGUGUUAGAGAGAUGGUGUGAAUUCAAACCCAAUUCAUUCA